Messenger RNA from Neurospora crassa OR74A, 1769 nucleotides. RefSeq lists its product as hypothetical. The transcript has 2 exons. Bases 402 to 1529 code for a protein of 375 amino acids. The record is from RefSeq and is a predicted model, not a curated record. NCBI's taxonomy places the organism in Eukaryota, Fungi, Ascomycota, Sordariomycetes, Sordariales, Sordariaceae.
CCUCCCGAGACCCUGCCGACACCAACCUACCUACGCUACCUACCGCCCCCGGGGAUUGAUGAUCAACAAAAAAAACCUUUACAUCAACAAGUUUGGUUCUUAUGCGCUUGUCGUUUGUUGCCAAGUCUGCAAGAUAAAUAUUGGCAAUCGAGAUCCUCCUGCAAAGUUUUUUAAUUUGUGUUUUCCUUUUUGAACCAUCGAUCUCUCUCUUACCUUUCCCAACGCAUCUAUCCGUCCAUUUUUCGCUGGAAACUGAAUCCACAUCCAGAAAGAACAACAACACCACUACCAACCUAAAGAUUUCCUAGUUCGGACAUCUCCAUCCAUCUAUCGUAUACCACACACACAAUACCCACCAGAGCCACGAAGCUCCAUACCAGACAGACAGACAAAUCCCCAAAAUGUCAGCCCAACAACCAACCGAACGCCCUCAACCCCCCAAAUCCGAAGGCUACCGACACGGCGGCACCGCCACCCCAUCCUCCAAUUUGAAGCCCACCAUCACCAUGUCCAUGUCCCCUCACUACACCCUCCCCACCUCCAAAGCCGGAACCCCUCUCAACUCCGCCCCCGGCACGCCCGUCAGCGGCACCCUUCCCAGCCUCUCCAGCCUCUCCAGCCUUUCCGUCUCGGGAGGCUACCCAGUCCCGCCCCGCGGCCCAAUCCGCAUGCUCUCCGAACACGCCGUCUCCGACACCCCUUUAACCUCGGACCCCUACGGCGGCGCUUCCUCUGCCUCUGCUUCCGGCGGUGACUACAUGUCCUACCGCCGUCCCACCAACGCCCAAUCCCAACUCCCCACCGCCGAACUGCGAAGUAACCUCGCUGCCACUGCCACUGCCACUUCCGCUACUGCAGCCAUGGGCGCAAGCGGUGCCGGCGCAUGGGGUUCCUCGCGCGGAAUCAUUGGUGGUUCCGGACCAGCCAAUCCUCGCGAGGCAAGGGAGACGCAGUACGUUUCCUUGUCUGGGUCACGGAACAAUAGUAGUACGGCAUUGAAUGGGAUGGUUUCCUCCAGAGGUCAUCCACUGGCUAAAGGAGAGAACAUGCAGCAGCAGGGUGAGGUAAAGACGGAAGGAGAACAGAUGGCGCCGUAUGGAGAAGGGGAGGUGGCGCGUGCUGUGGAGGGGCAGGCGAGAAAGAGGAAUACCAAUACCAAUACCAAGAGACGGGAGUCGAUGGCGCAGGGAGAGGAACAGGGGAAAAGACCGAACUUGAGUUUGGCGCAAUUGGGAGAAGGAGGAGAAGGAGAAGGAGAAGGAGAAAAAGAAGGAGAAAAAGAGGGAGAAGCGGGGAGUGAUCACCAUGGAAGAGAAAGGAUGGGGAGCGCGAGUCAGAGGGAGGCUAGUGGUGAGAGGCAUGGACGGGUGAGAGGGGAGGUCAGUUUGGAGCCUUCGGAGGCUGAUUUGGAGAGAAAAAAGAUGCAGCAGUCUUGGAAGCGGGAGGAGAUCAAGCAGGCGAGAAAAGCAGGAAAGGAUGUCGACGGGACGAGCGGGUUGAGCGGAAGACAGCCUAGGCCUGAAGUAUAAGGAGUGUCUGUCCUCCAUGAGAGUGCUGUUGGAGGGGUAUUGUUUUGGUGUCGAAAUCUUAGACUAUUAGACGGACGUUUUAGAUGUGUGUGCGUUUUUUUUUUCUUUUUCUUUUUUUCUUCUCAUUCUAGAUUGGUGUGUUUCAGAUUAUCGACAAAAGUGGUACACUGAAGGUGGUUGUAAGAUAUGGUAGAAAAAGGUAUAUUCAUGUGACAAUUUACAUUGGACUACUGUACCCAA